This is a messenger RNA of Gracilinanus agilis (Agile Gracile Mouse Opossum), 1071 nucleotides long. RefSeq names its product BCL2 apoptosis regulator (gene BCL2). Gene Ontology annotation, molecular function: protein homodimerization activity; protein heterodimerization activity. The record is from RefSeq and is a predicted model, not a curated record. Gene Ontology annotation, biological process: extrinsic apoptotic signaling pathway in absence of ligand; negative regulation of intrinsic apoptotic signaling pathway; intrinsic apoptotic signaling pathway in response to DNA damage. Gene Ontology annotation, cellular component: mitochondrial outer membrane. Bases 5 to 790 code for a protein of 261 amino acids. The transcript is spliced from 2 exons. NCBI's taxonomy places the organism in Eukaryota, Metazoa, Chordata, Mammalia, Didelphimorphia, Didelphidae.
GGGAAUGAUGGCUCACCCUGGAAGAAGAGGAUACGAUAACCGGGAGAUAGUGAUGAAAUACAUUCAUUAUAAGCUGUCACAGAGGGGGUACGAGUGGGAUGCUGGAGAUCUGAGGGCACCAGCCUCUCCAAGUCUUCCUCCUGUUGUUGCUUCUGCCCCUGCUGUUGGAAUCUUCUCUACUCAGCCACGAAACACACCAUUGCCUGCUGAACCCCAGGACUCGGCCACUUCUACUACUGCUGCUGCUAGAAACUCACCUUUGCCUCUUCCUCCUCCUGCUGUUGCUGCUGCUGCUGCUGCUGCUGCUGCUGCUGCUGGACCUACUGUCAGUCCAGUGCCACCUGUGGUCCACCUGACUCUUAGACAAGCUGGAGAUGAUUUCUCUCGAAGAUACCGGAGAGACUUUGAUGAAAUGUCAGGUCAGCUGCACCUGACCCCUGUUACUGCUAGGGGACGCUUUGCCACAGUGGUAGAGGAGCUGUUCAGGGAUGGGGUAAACUGGGGGAGGAUCGUGGCCUUCUUUGAGUUUGGUGGUGUUAUGUGUGUGGAGAGCGUCAACCGGGAGAUGUCGCCCCUGGUGGACAGCAUUGCCCUAUGGAUGACUGAAUACCUGAACCGGCACCUGCACACUUGGAUCCAGGAUAACGGAGGAUGGGAUGCCUUUGUGGAAUUGUAUGGCAACAGCAUGAGGCCUUUGUUUGAUUUCUCCUGGCUGUCUCUGAAGACUCUUCUCAGCCUGGCUCUGGUGGGAGCUUGUGUCACUCUUGGUGCCUACCUGGGACACAAAUGAAUCAGCAUCCAUGCAGUGGAUUGAUAUGCAAAAGGCUCACUAAACUGUAGAAAUAGUAUGCAUUUUUUUCAAUGAUAGGUGAUCAAAUUUGGGCAUGAUCUCUCUUUAAAAAAGAAAAAAUAUUGGAGAACAAAACUUCUGGGCAAAAUAUUAAAUCAGCUAUUUACUGCCAAAGGGAAAUAUCAUUUAUUUUUACAUUAUUAAAAAAAUUUAUUUAUUUAAGACAUUUACAUUUAACCUCCUGUCUUCAGAAACUCUGCCGCUUACAGCCAAGUACCACU